AGAGAGAGAGAGAGAGGUAGCUAGGGGUGAACGGUGCACUGCAGAGCACACACCCAAACUCACUAUAAAUUCAGAGGAGCAGUGUGUGUGUGUGUGUGUGUGUGUGUGUGUGUGUGUGUGUGUGUGUGUGUGAAAGAGGCAGGAUGUGACUGCUGAGUCAGUUAAACUGUAGUACGGAGGCAAGAAUGGUCAGAGAGCAAUGCAGCAGCCAAAAGAAACUGGACAGAUGAAAAACUUCUCUCAGCAACUCAGGAUGGACAGAACACAGCCACGUUAACCAUGACGACGCCAAACCACCAUCAGGAUCAGGAUCGCUAGCCUGAGUUACAGCUGUAAGUCAAAGUCCAACGGUGGUGUCACAAACUACGAGGCUCAGGAUCGUGUAAAAGUCUGAGCGAUGGAGAGAGAACAUCGUUUCCAUCUCAGAAAUAAGUCAGAAGUAGUGACCAUGGCGGCUCUGUACCGCGUGGCUGUGUGUGGUGGUACCCAUGGCAACGAGCUGGCGGGGGUUUACCUGCUCCGCCAGAACAUGAGGAGGAAGCGGAAGGGUAGCAUGGCGGAUCCGGUUACCAUGGUAACAGUCAUGACAAACCCACGUGCUGUGCAGCAGUGUGUUCGUUACACGGAGAUGGACCUCAACUGCUGCUUUACACACACUACACUGAGUGCCCCUGUCUCUGAUGUCACCCCGUAUGAGGUUGUUCGCGCUCAGGAGCUCAACGCUCUGCUCGGUCCUAAAGGAGACUCUGCAGCGGUGGAUCUUCUCUGUGAUCUUCACAGCAGCACUGCGAACGUGGGCCUCUGCCUCAUCACUCACUCUGACAGCGACUGGAUCUGCCUGCACAUCUGUAAACACCUGCAGAGGGAAUUGGCCACCAUUCCAGUGCGGUAUGUCCACUAUGACGUUCCUAAGACUGAGACUUACACACUGCACUCUGUCGGGAAACACGGCUUUGCGAUGGAGGUCGGUCCUCAGCCACAUGGCGUGAUCAGAGCCAACAUUUUUACUGCCAUGCAGGAAGCUGUUCAUCUCACACUUGAAUGGGUUCGUCUGUUCAACUCAGGAACUCAGUUCGAGGGCGGCUCAGUGGACGUUUAUACGAUGGUGGAGAACAUAAAAUACCCUCAAGAUCCUCACACACACACCAUCAGUGCUGCUGUGCAUCCAGAACUACAGGAUAGAGAUUUCUGUCUCCUGCACCCAGGUGAUCCAGUCUUCCUCACUUUCACUGGAGAGACUCUGAGGUACAAAGGGAAAGAAGCACUCUAUCCUUUCUUCAUCAACGAGUGUGCGUUUUACGAGACGGGUGUCGCUCUGUCUCUAGCGAGGAGAAGGAAGGUGGAGAUUCCAGCCAUACAAUGCAGUAAAAGGUGAAGGACAUAAUUCGCAAAGAAAGACCAGAAAUAGAGACUGGGAUUCUUAAAUAAGAUUCUUGAAGGUUUCUAGUCGCAUCACAACCCAUUACCCCACACUCCAAACCUCAAAACCUUUACUGUGAUCAAAACCUCCUUCUUCAACUCCUAGCCCUAACCCCUAAACACUACCCUAACCAUGAUACACCAAUUAUCUAACUAGAAUGCUAAAGUCUUUACAUGUUUAUCGAGUCAUGUCAGUGAUGGAAAUCACAGUAUUUAAUGUCUGGAAUUUCCACUGAAGAACAGAUGAAAAACCUCAUUGAGUGAAGAAGCAGCUUCAGUCUAUUCCUUGUUAUGGUGAGGUAGUAGUUUGCCACUUAAA
This is a messenger RNA of Tachysurus fulvidraco (yellow catfish), 1738 nucleotides long. Its product is annotated as N-acyl-aromatic-L-amino acid amidohydrolase (carboxylate-forming) B-like. The record is from RefSeq and is a predicted model, not a curated record. Lineage: Eukaryota; Metazoa; Chordata; Actinopteri; Siluriformes; Bagridae. Gene Ontology annotation, molecular function: hydrolase activity, acting on ester bonds; aminoacylase activity. Bases 398 to 1375 code for a protein of 325 amino acids. The transcript has 7 exons.